This is a messenger RNA of Vitis riparia (riverbank grape), 1684 nucleotides long. RefSeq names its product tryptophan synthase beta chain 1. Gene Ontology annotation, molecular function: tryptophan synthase activity. Gene Ontology annotation, cellular component: chloroplast stroma; cytoplasm. The transcript has 5 exons. Lineage: Eukaryota; Viridiplantae; Streptophyta; Magnoliopsida; Vitales; Vitaceae. Gene Ontology annotation, biological process: L-tryptophan biosynthetic process. The record is from RefSeq and is a predicted model, not a curated record. The coding region runs from base 59 to 1435 and encodes 458 amino acids.
AACACAAUCCCGUCCUCCAUCUAUAAACUCGCUCUUUCUCUCCAACCAAACAUAAAAUAUGGCCGCCUCUGCAAAAACCCCAAUCUCCAGAACCCAGACCACGUCUCUCUAUAAGCCCUACAGCAGUUCUCCCCAAUUGCCCUUCAAAUUCCUCAAGCUGACACCUACCCCUUGCGCCGCCAAAGCGCUGUCCAUUUGCUGUGCCCUGCAAAUGGAGCCCAAGGUUGGACCUGGUUCGCAGGUGCCGGAUUCGUUUGGCCGGUUCGGGAAAUUCGGAGGGAAGUACGUUCCCGAAACUCUGAUGCAUGCCCUCACCGAGCUGGAGUCUGCAUUCCGGGCUCUCUCUGGAGACGUAGAAUUUCAGAAAGAACUAGAUGGAAUAUUGAAGGACUAUGUUGGCAGGGAGAGCCCUCUUUAUUUUGCAGAGCGGCUUACGGAGCACUAUAAGCGUCCCAAUGGUGAAGGGCCACUCAUUUACCUCAAGAGGGAAGAUCUGAACCAUACUGGGGCUCACAAGAUUAACAAUGCUGUUGCCCAAGCUCUGCUUGCCAAGCGUUUGGGAAAAACACGCAUUAUUGCUGAAACUGGUGCUGGUCAGCAUGGAGUUGCAACUGCAACUGUAUGUGCUCGGUUUGGAUUGCAGUGUAUUGUUUAUAUGGGUGCCCAAGAUAUGGAAAGGCAGGCACUUAAUGUUUUCAGAAUGCGGCUUCUUGGGGCUGAGGUUAGAGCUGUUCAUUCUGGGACAGCUACUCUGAAAGAUGCAACAUCAGAAGCUAUACGAGACUGGGUGACUAAUGUGGAGACAACCCAUUAUAUUUUGGGUUCUGUUGCUGGGCCCCAUCCUUAUCCCAUGAUGGUCAGGGACUUCCAUGCAGUGAUUGGCAAAGAAACAAGAAAACAGGCAAUGGAAAAGUGGGGAGGCAAACCAGAUGUGCUGGUUGCAUGUGUAGGUGGAGGUUCCAAUGCCAUGGGGCUUUUUUAUGAAUUUGUUGAUGAUGAAGACGUUAGGCUGAUUGGUGUGGAGGCAGCAGGUUUUGGCUUAGAUAGCGGUAAACACGCUGCUACCUUGACUAGAGGGGAGGUUGGGGUCUUGCAUGGCGCGAUGAGUUAUUUAUUACAAGAUGAUGAUGGACAAAUAAUUGAGCCUCAUUCUAUUAGUGCUGGCCUGGAUUACCCUGGAGUUGGGCCAGAGCAUAGCUUUCUGAAAGAUUUAGGACGUGCUGAAUACCAUAGCAUCACUGAUGAAGAAGCAUUGGAAGCUUUCAAGAGAUUAUCUCGACUAGAAGGCAUAAUCCCUGCUCUGGAGACAUCGCAUGCCCUGGCUUAUUUGGAGAAGCUGUGCCCAACCCUCCCAAAUGGGGCUAAGGUUGUACUUAAUUGCAGUGGGAGAGGAGAUAAGGAUGUUCAUACAGCCAUUAAGCAUUUGCAGGUUUGAUGGUGUUUGUGUGGUGCCAUUGAUUUGAACCUUAUGCUUGAAGAGAUGUGGUUUUGAGUCCCCUAAUCUGCAAUUCUUUCCCUUGGUAAUAAUGUUGUGUGUCUUGAAAAGACUGUCUUAUUUAUAUAUGAAUACUAUGGGUUAGUAGAAGAGUGUGAUUGUUUUUGAAUGGUUGAUGCAAGGGUUGGGACAUCGGACCCGUAGCGGAAUCAUACGGCAACAAAGCUAUUUGUUCUCUUUGUCUGCAAA